GAGGGACCGGGAGCGACCGGCACCGGGCGGAGCCAUGGAGGUGCAGUCCUACUACACCAAACUGCUGGGGGAGCUGAACGAGCAGCGCAAGCGGGACUUCUUCUGCGACUGCAGCAUCAUCGUGGAGGGCCGGAUCUUCAAGGCGCACAAGAACAUCCUGUUCGCCAACAGCGGCUACUUCCGAGCGCUGCUCAUCCACUACAUCCAGGACAGCGGCCGCCACAGCACCGCCUCCCUGGACAUCGUCACCUCCGAGGCCUUCUCCGUCAUCCUGGACUUCCUGUACUCCGGGAAGCUCGACCUGUGCGGGGAGAACGUGAUCGAGGUGAUGUCGGCCGCCAGCUACCUGCAGAUGACCGACGUGGUCAACUUCUGCAAGACCUACAUCAGGUCCUCCCUGGACAUCUGCAGGAAGAUCGAGCGGGAGGCGGCUUUCUACCAGGCGGACAGCGGGAGCUCCACCAGGGAGGGCACGUCCCUCGGCCCCCGGGGACAGUGCCCUGCCCCUGGCUCGUCCCUGCAGGAUAAGGAAGGGGUUUCGGGCUGCCAGCGGGACCCCCCGUGCGGGGACUGCAGCAGCUGCCACCCCCUGGAGCUGGUGGUGAGGGACCCCCUGGGCGGCGACUCCCAGGACGGGGUGAACUCCUCGCUGCCCAGGGGGGUGGAACCCAAGGUGGAGUUCGACCCCGACGACGACGACGGGGAGGUGGAGGUGGGCGAGAGGCUGCCCCAGUAUCCCGCCCCGCUGUCCCUGGAGCACAUGGAGGAGGGGCAGCCCGUGGACCUGGCCUGCAACAACUACCACAUGAAGCAGUUCCUGGAGGCCCUGCUGCGCAACAGCUCGGCCCAGAGGAAGGAGGACGUGGUGCAGCACUUUGUGAGGGGGUUUGAGGGCAGGACGGAGGACGCAGGGGUGGCCAUGAGCUCCAUGGUGGACAUUCACAGCGACUGGUAUGGUGAGGACACAGGUGACGUGCUGGUGGUGCCAAUCAAGCUGCACAAGUGCCCCUUCUGCCCUUACACGGCCAAGCAGAAGGGGAUCCUGAAGAGGCACAUCCGCUCCCACACCGGGGAGAGGCCCUACCCCUGUGAGACCUGCGGGAAGCGCUUCACCCGCCAGGAGCACCUCCGGAGCCACGCCCUGAGCGUUCACCGCUCCAACAAGCCCAUCAUCUGCAAGGGCUGCAGGAGGACCUUCACCAACAGCCUGUCCCCGGGGCUGCGGCGCUUCGGGCUCUGCGACAGCUGCACGUGCGUCACCACCACCCACGAGGACUCGGUGCCCAUCAACCUCAGCCUCGUGGAAACGGCCUCUGAGGGCCAGGAGAAGGGGGAGGCCGACAGCGACUGGCCCAUCUACGUGGAAUCCGGGGAGGAGAACGACCCGGCCGACGAGGAGGAGGAGGAGGAGGGGGAUGACAAGCAGGAGAUCCACAGGAGUUUGUCGGACAGGGAAGCGCUGAUGUAGCAGUGGGAGGGGAGAGGGAGCACCGGGAGCCUCCCCUGGCAGCAACAGAAAACUGCACGUUUGCCCCAGUUAGUGACACUG
Pipra filicauda (Wire-tailed manakin) is the source of this 1549-nucleotide messenger RNA. It is a transcript of the gene ZBTB8B, whose product is annotated as zinc finger and BTB domain containing 8B. Gene Ontology annotation, molecular function: DNA-binding transcription factor activity, RNA polymerase II-specific; RNA polymerase II cis-regulatory region sequence-specific DNA binding; protein binding. The coding region runs from base 35 to 1468 and encodes 477 amino acids. The transcript has 4 exons. The record is from RefSeq and is a predicted model, not a curated record. Gene Ontology annotation, biological process: regulation of transcription by RNA polymerase II. NCBI's taxonomy places the organism in Eukaryota, Metazoa, Chordata, Aves, Passeriformes, Pipridae.